Messenger RNA from Trichophyton rubrum CBS 118892, 1368 nucleotides. RefSeq lists its product as uncharacterized. The transcript has a single exon. The coding region runs from base 1 to 1368 and encodes 455 amino acids. Lineage: Eukaryota; Fungi; Ascomycota; Eurotiomycetes; Onygenales; Arthrodermataceae. Gene Ontology annotation, molecular function: NADP binding; 2-dehydropantoate 2-reductase activity. Gene Ontology annotation, cellular component: mitochondrion; cytoplasm. Gene Ontology annotation, biological process: pantothenate biosynthetic process. The record is from RefSeq and is a predicted model, not a curated record.
AUGAACACCUCCAAGAGGCUAUGGGCGAAGCUCAGGAGCUUCUCAUCUAUUAACGAAGUAAAUCCACGCAUAUAUACCCACACCCACACGUGGAAAUCGAAGGCGGGCUCAAUACACUUCUUCUCUACCGGACGAACACUUCAACACAGCUCAAGCAACAAUAAACACAACAUGCACAAGAAAAUACACAUCAUGGGCGUGGGCAACGUAGGUUCAUUCGUAGCACACUCACUCGCCGCCCGCCCCGUAUCUGAACGGGCCUGCAUAACCCUUCUCUUCCACCACCCAGCUUUCUACAAGGACUGGAACCGAUUUGGGCGGGUCGUUGCUGUGAAGCGCCACGGGAUACCCGAGCAACGAUCAGGCUUCUGCAUCAACGUCCUGCAGGACCACGAAUGGUACUACCCGUCCGAAAUCGAGGGAGCACCAGAUGAUCUGGUUAAGGAAGAAUUCGCUCUACGCCAGGGGGAGGAAGCUGAUAGCGACGGCAGUCUUAUCCCCGCGGACGAGGAGUGGAUUGAACAUUUGAUUGUUACCGUGAAGACGACGCAGGUUGAGCGAGCGAUGAAGUCUGUUCGGCACCGACUGACACCAGAGUCGUCUGUGCUGUUCCUUACGAAUGGGCUGGGGGUGCUGGAGGAAGUGAAUGAGAAAAUAUGGCCUGAUGAGAGCGAACGGCCGAAUUAUCUGUUUGGCGUCACGAGUCAUGGGCUCUUUAAGUCGGGACUGUUUGAAACUACGCAUGCAGGGGUGGGGACUACUACUAUAGGCGUUGUACGGCAGUCCCCAAGAGAUGAUAUGGAGCAUACUGCUGAUGGCAGUUCAACUACCCUCGCACCGUCGACGAAUUUCCUGCUGAAGACACUUACGCAAACCCCCGAGCUGGCAUGCAUAUCCACCAAUGCAAUAGACCUGUUCUUAUUGCAGCUGGAAAAACUGGCAGUAAACUGCGUCAUCAACCCGCUUACCUUGCUCAUGGACUGCAAGAACGGCGAACUACUAUACCAUUACAACCUGACGCGUGUCCAACGACUACUGCUCAUCGAAAUAAGCGCCGUGAUAUGCGCACUGCCGGAGCUGCAGGGGGUUCCAGGCCUACAAUCACGCUUCUCACCUGAAAGACUACGAACAAUUGCGGUGGGUGUUGCGGGUAAGACGGGCGAGAACACUAGUUCUAUGCUGCAGGAUGCGAGGAUGGGGAAGGAGAGCGAGAUCGAGUAUAUGAACGGGUAUAUUGUGCGCAGGGGAGAGGAAGUAGGGGUGCGGUGUGCGUUGAACUACAUGGUUGUGCAGCUUGUGCAGGCCAAGUCGAGGAUUGCAGGGAGGCAGAGAAACGAAGAGGUUCCAUUUGACCUGUCGAAGCUGUAA